CGCCGCUACCCCCUGCCCCCACCCCUGGCCGGCCCCUGCGGCGCUCGGGGGCCGCCCAGCCUCCCCCUGCCGCCAUGGCUACCAAGAAAGGGGGUUCGCGGCUGGAGACCGAGAUCGAGAGGUGCCGCUCCGAGUGCCAGUGGGAGAGGAUCCCCGAGCUCGUCAAGCAGCUCUCGGCCAAGCUCAUCGCGAACGAUGACAUGGCAGAGCUCCUCCUUGGCGAAUCCAAGUUGGAACUUUUUCUGAAGGAGAACCCUCUUAAGCAGGGCGCAACCCCCUGCGGUCCCCGGCCAAAGUUAAUUGAAGUCAGGAAGCACCUCACUGCAGCGCUUGACCGAGGAAACCUAAAGUCAGAGUUCUUACAAGAAGCCAACUUGGUUAUGGCCAAAUCAAACUAUAUGGAAGGUGAUUACAAAGAAGCUCUUAACAUAUAUGCGAGAGUGGGUCUCGAUGGCUUGCAGCUAGUAGCUGUACCUCCUUAUCGGCUGAGGAUGAUAGCCGAAGCAUAUUCUACCAAAGGUCUUUGUCUAGAAAAGUUGCCAAUUUCCUCUUCAACAAGUAACCUCCAUGCAGAUCGUGAACAAGAAAUUAUUAUGUGCUAUGAGAAGGCUGGGGAUAUAGCCCUUCUGUACCUCCAGGAGAUAGAAAGGGUAAUAAUGGCCAAUAUACAGAACAGAAGCCCUAAGCCAGGGCCUGCGGCACACGAACAAGAACUUGGAUAUUUUUUAGAAACAGGACUUCAGAGAGCCCAUGUCUUGUACUUCAAAAAUGGGAAUUUGACAAGAGGAGUCGGUAGAUUUAGAGAGAUCCUACGAGCUGUUGAAACAAGAACUACACAAAAUUUACGCAUGACAAUAGCAAGACAGCUAGCUGAAAUCUUGCUACGAGGCAUGUGUGAACAAAGUUACUGGAAUCCACUGGACGACCCUCCUUACGAGUCACCCCUGAAUGACCCCCUAUGGAAAGGUGCAAAUACUAAGAGUUAUGCGCUUAGCAGAAGACCACGGGUGUACUCUGGAGAAAACAUUUUCUGUCCUCAAGAGAACACUGAAGAAGCGCUCUUGCUGCUGCUGAUUAGUGAAUCUAUGGCUAAUCGCGAUGCUGUGCUGAGCAGAAUACCAGAACAUAAAAAUGAUCGCAUCAUCAGUUUGCAAAGUGCGUCUGUAGUCUAUGACUUGCUUACCAUUGCCUUGGGAAGAAGAGGUCAAUAUGAAAUGUUAUCAGAGUGCUUGGAAAGAGCAAUGAAAUUUGCAUUUGAAGAAUUCCAUCUUUGGUAUCAGUUUGCACUGUCCUUAAUGGCAGCAGGAAAAUCUGCUCGAGCUGUGAAGGUCUUGAAAGAGUGUAUACGGUUGAAACCGGACGAUGCCACAAUCCCACUUCUUGCUGCCAAACUAUGUAUGGGAUCCCUUCAUUGGUUAGAAGAAGCAGAACGGUUUGCCAGAAUGGUGGUUGAUAUGGGGGACAAAUCAUCAGAAUUCAAAGCGAAAGGUUUCUUAGCCCUGGGACUGACUUACAGCUUACAAGCUACAGAUGCUUCUUUGCGAGGGAUACAAGAGGUUCUGCAGCGAAAGGCUCUUCUUGCAUUUCAAAGGGCUCACAUCUUGUCUCCAACAGAUCACCUGGCAGCAUUUUAUCUAGCUUUACAGUUUGCUAUAUCCCGACAGAUACCAGAAGCUUUAGGAUAUGUUCGUCAAGCUCUUCAGCUUCAAGGAGACGAUGCUAACUCUCUGCAUCUCCUUGCCCUCUUGCUGUCAGCUCAGAAACACUAUCACGAUGCUCUGAAUAUCAUUGACAUGGCCUUGAGCGAAUACCCAGAAAACUUUAUAUUACUGUUUUCAAAAGUCAAAUUGGAAUCACUCUGCCGGGGCCCAGAUGAGGCACUCCUUACUUGUAAACACAUGUUGCAGAUCUGGAAAUCCUGUUACAAUCUCACUAACCCCAGCGAUUCUGGACGGGGCAGCAGUUUGUUAGACAGAGCCAUUGCCGACAGGCGACAACUUAGUACAAUUACUUUGCCAGACUUCAGUGACCCUGAAACAGCUUCUGAUUCCUCCACAUCUUCACCUCUCUCAAGAACAGAAUCUCCUCUCCACCUGUUUAUGUCUCCUCACCCUCAUCCCAAAUCCGAUACCUUUGUCUGGCCCUAUGCAACCAAUCCAUACUGUGACCUCGUUCCUGGGCCCUGCGAACCGCCACUCUGCAACCCUCCAGAUGCUUACUUUCAUGGUUUUUUCUCCCUUUUUUCAGUUUGUUCGAUCCAUGCGACGUCGAUAGCAGCCUCUAGAGUGGAGCAGGCACUGUCUGAAGUUGGCUCGUCUUUGCAGAGCAGUGCUCCGAAGCAAGGUCCUCUGCAUCCUUGGAUGACACUGGCUCAAAUCUGGCUUCAUGCAGCUGAAGUAUACAUAGGAAUUGGAAAGCCUGCAGAAGCCACAGCAUGUAUUCAGGAAGCUGCUAACCUCUUUCCAAUGUCUCACAACGUUCUGUACAUGAGAGGUCAAGUGGCAGAACUUCGGGGAAAUAUUGAUGAAGCCAAACGCUGGUAUGAAGAGGCCUUAUCUAUCAGCCCAACGCAUGUCAAAAGUAUGCAGAGAUUGGCUUUGAUACUUCACCAGCUUGGAAGGUACAGCCUGGCCGAGAAGAUUCUUAGGGAUGCUGUCCAGGUGAACUCCACGGCCCAUGAGGUUUGGAAUGGCCUCGGGGUGGUUUUGCAAGCUCAGGGCAAUGACGAUGCAGCAACCGAGUGCUUCCUGACAGCGCUGGAGCUGGAGGCCAGCAGCCCCAUUGUCCCUUUCACCAUCAUCCCUCGAGUCCUCUGAAAGACUGUCCUCAUAAAUUGAUGAAUCAUCAUGUGAGAAUGUUAGGAAGCAUACUGCGUAAGCCUUCCUCCUGAUUCGAAGGGCGGCUCUUCAGGCUGAGAGGUAAUACAACAAAACAGGCAAUCUGCUCAUUACUGUGAGGGAUUCUGACUGUGGAAGUGAUACAGCAUCUUAUUGUUAAUGCAGAGAAAUAACUAAACAGAAAUGUGGGGGAACCACACACAUGCCACCCCCCCGUGUAUCACCUACAUCUUCGCCCCAUAGUAGUUUUAAAGCCUGACGCUAUUGUUCAAAUGGGUAUUGUGCCAUGUUUUAUUAGGUGACAUCUGAGUGUUAUGUAAAACUUUAAAUAGAAUCAAACACCAACUGUAGAAUAAUAGAUUCGAGUUAAAAUUCAGUGGCAGAGCAGCCUAUUUUUAACCAAGCCUGUCAAAGACCCGUUCUCUUCAUGUCUUUCAACCUCUCUGGGCCCGGAAUCAAAAUGUGAAAUUUGCUGUGCUCCAUCUCUGCAGUAGUCCAGGCAGACAAAUUAACCGAAAGGUUUAUGUUUUUAGUUGUUUAUAACUGUGAUGUGUAGCUAAUUGUUACUGCCUUUAUUUAGAAGAGAGGUUGUGUACAAGAAUAUUUAUAUUUUACCAAUGUAUGCCUGUUUAAAAGAAGAAGAAGAAAUGAAAAGAAAAUAUUAGUUAUUUAAGUUUAACUUUUUUAUGUGAAUUCAGAGUUUAUUUAUCAAUGGAAAUAUGUAAAAAGAUGCUAAAGACGGAAUAUUUACCGACAUUCCUUAUGCAUUAUAAACCCACUUGGCUCAAUGGGAAGAUUAUGUUAAUAAUAAAAAUGAUUUUUGGAUGGAUAUAGUGCUUGUCCUUCGUUUUGAGAGCUGGAUGAAAAUAAUCAGGCUGCCCCAAAGUGGCAGUCUGGGCCAUAACACAGCCAUAGUAGAAGAUUUGAUUAAUCUGAUACCUCUGUUUUACAAAAAGAUGCUCAGAAGAACAUCUAAUUUGAACUAUUCUUAAAUCCAGGGCAAAUGCCUGAUCUGAGAAAAGGUCGAGAUCCACCAUUAAAUCAGGGGCUCAACUGGGCUUACACAUAGCAUGCUGGUUCAGUCAUGUCAGAAUCCUCCAAGAAGUGGUUUUAGAGCAUACCAUAUGAGACGGGCUAAUCUCUGUGACAAACAGCUGCCCGUUGUUGGCCACAUUUCCCCUUUGCUCAGAGUUCGCUGUCCAGCAGUCUUUCCUUUUGCUGCACAUAGGUAUAUGGAAGGUGUAAACCAAUAGACCACUUUUACGUCAAGUUAUAUAAUACUUAAUACAAGCAGCUUGUCUUCCUGUUUAAAUUGGGGCCUGAAAACAGCCCUUGAUCACACCUGAAUCAAAAACUUCAUCCAACUGACCUGGAAAUUCCUGUUGAAUUAGUCUCCAACGGGGAGCUGGGCCUGUUUUGUUAAAAGGUACUUAAAGCCACUAAUGGACCCUGAGACCCUGGCAAAUGCUAUGGAGCAUUGAAGAGUUAGCUCUUAUUUGGCCAGCAACUGUACAGACCCCUUGAUCAAAACAAGACACAGCAGGUCUAAUUGGUAAUUUACAGAAAAUGGAACCAAUGUCGGUAGCCAUUAGCAAAUUAACUAAAAACAUGCCUUCCUACUUGUAAUUCCCUUUUGCUUGAUCAUCAUGCACAGGGCUUUGGCCAUGUGGCAGCAGCUGGGCGGAGGGCAAUGAAGUAGGUUCUGUUGUCCUUUAAAACAUUAAUAUCCUGUCUUUUAAAAAAUCCGGCUAACACAUUGCAAAAUCUAUAAAAGUUGCAUUACAAGCCUGGAAUCGUAGCUUAACCAACAGCUAUAAAGAGUGUUUUUGACGCAGCACUCAUUUCCCACUAGUUUAUGGUUGUAUUGUGGAACCCCUGGGAGGAAAAAGUAUCCAGCUUGGAUUGUAGACCGUGUAACUUAACUUCCGCACAUGAUCUGUAACAGUGCACUUCUUUAAAACAAAAACAAAAGGGAAGUGUGAAACACAGAAUUGUAAGAAAAACCACAGCCUAUGGUUGGAGCAGCAGUGGUGGUGACUGACGCCCACUGGGACCAGUAGAGCAGAAGGAAGAGAGGUCACCAGUAGGUGGAGCUAGAUCAGAUAUUGGCAGAGCUUGACCCAAUGACUGUCUGAGUUCUACAAUGGCAGCUAAGGAAGAGGAAGGUGACAGCCCAUGUAACAUUCCCUGGACUGUUUGUAAGGCAGCAGGCAGGUGGGGCCAGACUGAGGUUGAGAGGGCAGUGCCCCAUUUGCACCCAAGGACCCGACCUGCACCAAAUGCAGACACUCACACCCCUACUUUGUGGAAGGAAAUUAAUAAUCACGACAGAAUGGUCACUCUCAGGAAUUGACUUGAAAUAGUUUCAUAAAAUGGGGGGGGGGCACAAUGAUCAACCUGUCACAUGGAAGAUGGAGCAAGCCUGUUUUCUCCUGCUCUGGAGGGUAGGACUUGAAUCAAUGGCUAUAAAAAGCUUUCUGACAGUAAGAUCUGUUUGACAGUGGAAUAGACUCCGUAAGGAGGUUGUGGACUCUCCUUCCUUGGAGGUUUUUAAGCAGAGGUUGGGGACUAUUAUUAAUAAUAGUCAUGGAUGCUUUAGCUGAGAUUCCUGCAUUGCAGGGGGUUGGACUAGAUGACCCUUUGUGUCCCUUCCAACUCUGCAAGUCUAUUAUUCUAUGAUUCUAACCUUAAACAGAUGGAUCUUAAGCUGAUGAAGGUCUAUCAUCUUUCCAGGGAACUUGACUUGCAUUGUUGCCUUGUAUGUACUCAGUAUUACAAUUUACUGUAAUUUCCCUUGAGUCUCCUUAGCAAAAGAUUCUCAUAUUGGAUCUUUCGGGUGCGUGACAGAUUUAACACAGAAAGGCACUGGGAUUUGACAAGCGUCUUCCAGCUUUUUCUCUCUUCCUCUCCGCCCCCUCACUUCUUCCCCUGCCAGCCCACCGCUUUGCUUACUUCCUGGGAGACUCUGGCAGGCUCACUGUUGGUUGUACUAUCUGGAUUGGUGCUGACUUGGAGAAUGGGGAGGGGGGAGGCAGUAUUUGCUUUGCUGAAAAGAAGAGGUUGAUCGCUGACAUUUUGGCAGAGCUAAAGCAGCUGCUUUUCUCUGGGGAGAGGCUGAGAGGGGAAUCGCUGUCUAAAGCAGGCCAUGGGGUUAACACUCUUGUGGGUCCCUGUGUUUUCGCUCUGCACUUCUCUUUUGCAUCUGCGUGCCCCCGGCUCAAAUCUGCUGUGUACACAAGCACCGUGGCUGCCCUUCAGCUUCCUUUCAGAUUGACAGGGCAGUUUCCUCUGGCUGGCUGCUGCAGCCUUCGGGGGGAGCCCAGAUUGUUAAAUGAUGCCUGCCUAAACAGGAUUAGUACAAGAGAAGCAGCAAUGUAGGACCCUUGUGUGAGAUGCCUGUAACUUCCAUGAUACAGUGAAAAGAUGCUCAGGGACUUUACCAGAGUCGGCUCCCCUCCCCUCCGCCUGCUCCCUACAUCCAGGUCAUCUCUACUAACACUUUUAAGGGAAGCAUCUUUGACAGUGGACAGAGUGAACUGAUGCUCAACACUGACUUCUCCCCCUUUUUCAGUUCCAGGAUUCAUGGCGAGCUGCUAAGCAUUCUGCUCUUGUAGCUUUUUGUACUCCAGUUCCUAGAAGAAAUCAGGCUUCAGAGGACCAGGCUGUGCCUGAAAUAUAUCAGCUGCUCAACAGCAGCCCAGCAGCCCAAGUUUGUUGGAUGAAUAGCUGCUUGUUGGUAGGGCAAAUUCAGAGAAGAAUAGAGGUUACGGUGUAUUGGUUCUGGCUCCAGAGGUCAGGCUGCAACCUUUUUCCAUUGCCUAUAAGAGCAGAGGAAUCUGCCUUAGGUUGAGACAGACCUUUUGGCUCACCUAGGUCUGGAUAGUUCAGUUGGCUAGAGCGUGGUGCUGAUAAUGCCAAGGUUGCAGGUUCGAUCCCUGUUUGGGACAGCUGCAUAUCCCUGCAUUGCAGGGGGUUGAACUAGACCCUCAGGGACCCUUCCAACUAUACGAUUCUAUGAUUCUAGGUCAGUGUUGUCCCUGUGAUGACUGGAGGAGCCCACCAGCAUUUCAGCUAGGGGUCUCCCCUACCAGAGGACAUGUGGCCCAGGCUCUGUGAAACCCAGAGCUAGCCCUGCACAAGUGGAACUAACCGAGACUUAUUUUGGGGAGGCUUCACCCUGAGACUCGCUGCAGCAUAUUGCUGGUUAGAAAUGCAGUUGUGACACUUGGCUGCUCACAAUUCAGUGGCACCCUGUGUGGUGCUAAAAUCCGGCACCCCUACCUCUUGUGCUCAGUUCUACAGCACUGUUUUGGCACCCCAUGCAGUGCUGCUCCCAAUACAGCUGCACUGGUUGUACUACCUUAAAAUUGCCUCUGUUGGCAGCAGCCCUGCCCUCCACAGGCUCCUGCAGCACCAACAUGCGGCCAACAAAUUGCCCCCGAAGGAACGUGGCCUUCAAGCAGUGGAGGGGGAAAUGGCUUUUAAUGGAUAUUUGUCUAGAUCAGGGGUUUCCAAACUGGGCAAUGAGCUUCAUUCAGCUGCUCUGUAAAAAUGCAAUGAAAAAUCAUACAGCAUCUAGCGCAGCCCAUUCCAACUGCUACAACAGGUGGGAAAAUCAUUAAACAAUUUUCAAGUGGUCAGGGGGGUUGGGGAAGGUUUAGAGACCGUUGAAACACCACCCACCAAAACGCUGCAAAAUGGAAGCUCCAUGAGGUCUCCCUCUUCAGAAAGACUGAAGCAGCACCCGUUUACAUCCUUUUCAUGACGUCACUGUCUCAUUUAUGCGCUGUGCUCUUUGCCCAAAUAAACGUUGCACAUCCCAGGUUCCUGGUUUCAGCGAACCUAAUUGCCCCAGAAGGACCUUUGCAGCACUCUUUUGAAUGCGCUCUUUCCCCCAUAGGCUCUGCAAAGCCAUGCUGUCGUUGGUAACAGUGGAGAAACAGCAACAAGGCUUUGAAUCAAAUGCUCCCUUUUUUCUCUCUCUUGCUUUAAGCAAGAAUGACAUUGUUCGAAGGAGCUGGUUGCUGCCUUGUGCCCCAGUCGGGUUAUGCAGAAGCUACGCGGUUAUAAAUUAGUCAUGGAAAUUAAGUAUGCGUGUGUGUUUUUGGAAGCGAGGUGCUUCGUUCUGAAGCAGAAUUCUUGUUUGGUAUUUAUGCAGCAUGUAAAUCUUGGAGGAGUUUUGCUCACUGCUGAAAGUCAAAGUGAUGUAAUUUCACUUGAAAUCCAGUGGGAUGCAAUGGAGAGAGACUUUUUGGCAGAAGGAAUUGCCGUGCUAGAUCAGCCCAAGAUGCUGCAUCUUGCUUUGAACAGCAGCUGGCACUAUACUUCUGAGAAGCUCAAAGGGAGGCCUUGAAAGUAAGGGCCCUUUGCUGCUGCUUGUCCCCAGGAGUAUCUGGUUUUUGCAGGUACACUGCCCCUCUACAUGGAGGCCCCAUUUAGCAUCUUUCAACUGGGUGGGAUAGACCAACAUUUGCCAUGGAGUCAUGGUGUGGCAUCGGGCAGCUAACGCCUCUCCAUUUCUGUUUUCCUGCUACACAACUCAAAUGAGAGUAAUAAGUAGGACUGCAACAAAAUGUUGCAGUGUAGAAUGAUCCUCCUCAGGGUUUCAGCCUGCCAUAACAUUUUCUAGGCGUUCUCCAUUUCCUUUUCUCUCCCCACCCCCCUCCAAACAAGCGCUCAGUGUUCUGUAGCCACUGAAGUUGCUCAGUCCUCAUUAGGCUGUAUUUUUUGGACUGUGUGUCUCUGUGUGUCUCUCUCUUUUAGGGUUCCCCCCUUUUGUACCUCUGCAACCCUUGGGGUUCCCUCAAGCCCUCUAAUAGCUCCAUCUUGCUCAUGGAUGGUGCCUUUUUGGCUAUAACCAGCACUCUGAUAAUGAGUUCAGUGUUGGUAAAUACAAUAGACCUUGUAGAGUUGUUGUAAUGUCAAACAUCUAUCCUUGAUAUGAGCCAGUUCUCAUUUGGGGCUCAGCACUAUGUACAAAGGAACACGGGAGUCAGUUGGUCCAUCUAGUUUGGUAUUGUCUACACUGACAGCCAGGGAUUGAACCUGGGACCUUCUGCUUGCAAGGUAGAUCCUGUAUUCUACCACUGAGCAGUGAUCCUUAUUUCCACCUGCCAGGGGAUCAACCCCAGCAUAAGCAUGGGCAGAUUGCUGAUAAAUGAGCAAAGCCAACAUGCCCUAAAACACUAGGGAGUAGAAUUCCUAGAUCAGAAGGAGGAAGUUCCAAGUGGACUUGAGCCCUUGUAUGACCAAUGUGAUGGAUAUUAUCUUUCAAAAUAGAAUGUUGAAAUAGUGUUGCUCAUCAUAAAAUCGGAAAGAAGAGCAAAUUUUGGAUCUUCCGUUCAGCCUCUUUAUACAGUUUGCCCUUUGCAUCUAGUUAUUAUGUUGAUGUGACAGAACAGAGCCUACUGAGCAAGGGAAAGAGAAGGCAUGCCAGGAAGAAACAUCACACCUCAGGAGUGUGGCCAUACCUCAGGCUUGGCCUUGUGUCAUCCCUGAUUGCUCUGCAUCGGUCAAAAUCCUGCCAGCUGCAGAAUUAUUGCAGUGCAUUAAAUGGCAAGCAGAGUGCCUUACUGCUCAUGCGUGCACAUUGAGACGCAUGUCAGUACCAGAGACAAGAUGCAUCAGCUUUUCAUCAGAAAAGUUAACAUCCGCUGACUAAAUGGAGGGGACUAAAUGUCAAAUGGAAACCUUAGUAGCCUUUUUGAAAGGUGUCUCCUAACCCACAAUUGCUUCUUCUAGAAGCCAACUCAGCUGGUAUGUACAGACAAGACUGUAGCCAAAAUAAGGCCAUGGAGAAAGAAGAGGGGGUGGGUAUCAGAAUGCUCAAGGGAACAUCGAGGUUUGCAGAAACAACAACAACAACAAGGGAAUACACAAUCUUUGGACUGAGUGGUCAAGGAAUGCUGACUAUUGUGCAAUUGCCAGGUGAGAGAGAAUUGAAUAUUGGGUAGGGCCCGGCUGGCUGCCUAGUUGGCACAUUGAACAGGAGCGCUCCCACAUUGCAGCAUUUUCACCUGGAUGCCAAAUAGCAAAACGGGGACAAAGCAAGGAACUGUUACUUUCCUGGGACAGGUAGCAAAAACCAGAGCUGUUUGGGGGUAAACAUGGAUCGCAUGCACAUCUUCCAGGACCACCUCCACAUUGUCAGAUUCAUGGGCUUCGUUCACCCUUCUGUUAUAUCCUGGCAGCCGUUGGAAGCAGUGGCGAGGCUUCUAAACUCCCUCUCAGUGAAAUUUUCCUAUAGUGCUUGUUCAGCAUCUCAAGCCUGUUUCAGGAAUCCUCCAAGACAUGCCCUCUGCCUUUUUGCUCAAGGAGCACAAAGCUCACUGGGGCACAGCCAGGGCCCUUGCUGUUGACUUCAUUUGACUCAGCACAAACACUUUGUCAUCCCUCCGCGUUGAUGGGUGGUUUUUUUUUGU
Molecule: messenger RNA, 10258 nt
Organism: Zootoca vivipara (common lizard)
Lineage: Eukaryota; Metazoa; Chordata; Lepidosauria; Squamata; Lacertidae
Gene: TTC7B
Product: tetratricopeptide repeat domain 7B
Biological process (GO): protein localization to plasma membrane; phosphatidylinositol phosphate biosynthetic process
Cellular component (GO): plasma membrane
Molecular function (GO): protein binding
Source: RefSeq, a predicted model, not a curated record